AUGCUUCCAGUGAGCAAGUGUGUACUAGGAGUGGGAAUCAGCAGAGCCCUGGGUACCUGUAACUUUAACCCAACCCCAUAUAAUGCGGAGUAUAUGGGACACAAGUUACACAUGGACCAAAAUGAAAAACUGGUCAUGUUUGGAGUGACUCAUGUGGUUGCUCUAGAUGGACAAAGCAAGAAAAUUGUUGCAAAUGCAACUAUGCCUGCAAAAAACAAUUUAGCCAUGUAUGAAGAGGUGUACAGACCUGCAGUAACAUGUUAUGGAAUGUGGGAUCAACUUCGUGUGGAUCAUGGCAAAGAGUUUUACCUCUGCCUGUACAUGCAAGAGAGGUCAGAAUAUAGACACAACCAGCAAAGAGAGCCAUACCGCCAAACUCAGUCAACAAGGGAAAUAUUAGCCAUCUGCAAGCCAUCAGCCUACAUUACAUCAGUGGUGAAAAAAUCACACAGUGGAAAGGAUGUGGCCAGAAAUCAACAACCAGGUAAAUUACCCACUAAAGGAGGCCCUGGUACAGCUACAAGAUCAAGAAGCAAUAGAUACAGAGGACAGCCUGACAAGGUUCUGCACAUCCAGUCUGACCUGCCAGAUGUGCCAUAUUGGUAUAAACAGAUUUGUGCAUUCAUGGAAUGCUCACAGGAUCUCAGCACUUUGCACAGUAUUAUCCUGACGUUCCAGUUGUUUUUGACAAUACUGUUGUAACAAACUUCACACCAGGAGGGGAAGGAGGACACAGGGAACUGGUUUCUUUGACUCACAGACGGACGCUCGACCACGCCCCCACUGCCACAGCUGUCAAUUACAACUAUGCUCCAUUCAAAGGGGCCUUGAUCUACCUCACUGAUGUAACAAGGAGAUGUUUCUAAUUUCAUGUAAUUUGAAUCAUGAGGAGCCUUGUCAUGGAUUGAAUGAUAGCCUCAGCUGUGUGGGCAUGCAACUUGUUAGCUCUUAAGUUUUGUUUAAGAAGACAUACUGUAACAAUGGACUCCAACAUUAUGCACUCACUAAUAUAAGAGUACAUAAGUAAAUAUGUCUAUCUUGUUACCAUACAAAACAAUGCCAUUCCAUUUUGUUUACUGUCAUUGUAUCCAUAUUACACGGUAUU
Molecule: messenger RNA, 1105 nt
Organism: Myxocyprinus asiaticus (Chinese sucker)
Lineage: Eukaryota; Metazoa; Chordata; Actinopteri; Cypriniformes; Catostomidae
Exons: 6
Coding region: 1-702 (233 amino acids)
Source: RefSeq, a predicted model, not a curated record